UUUACCAGUUAGUUGCGAAUUAGAUGGCUUCAGUUCAGUUGACAAAAUAACGAUAAUCGGAGUAAAAGUACGGCAAAACUAAAACAUAAAGAAGGAUUCAUUCUAUUAACUAAGGAGAACCAAAUACUUAACGCAUUCACACAGGUUUCGGAUUAUUAACAACACAACAUGACAAGUAAUUCAGAGCCUACUCGAAACUCACCAAAACACAUUCUGAAAUUAAGCAUUAAGGAAAAACGCGAGUUCUUGGAUUCUUUCGAUCGAGUUUUCUCCGAUGUUGAUGGCGUGAUUUGGAACUUGGUUGGCAACAUACCGGGAGCCGCUCAAGGAUAUCGAAUGCUUAUAAGCGCUGGUAAAAAAAUAAACUUUAUAAGCAACAACAGUGUACAACCACUUAGUGAGUAUGAGCGGAAAUUCAAGGCCAUUGGUAUUGAUGUUGAUUUGGACACGCUUGUACAUCCAGCCACAAGUAUUGUUAAGUAUCUCAAAAAUAUAAAUUUCAACGGCCUUAUUUAUGUUAUUGCGACCGAACAUUUAAAGAAUAUUUUGCGAGAGGCGGGAUAUGAAAUCAUUGAUGGUCCCACGAAAAUUCUUAAAGAAUCUGCCACUGAAUUCGCUCGUCACAUUAUCAGCGAUGAGCCGGUACGUGCCGUAGUCAUCGAUGUUGACUUCAAUUUAUCUUCGGCGAAACUCAUACGUGCGCAUAUCUUCUUGCGCCAUCCCGAUUGCAUAUUGAUUGAGGGCGCCACCGACAAACUCUUGCCGAUAGCUGAGGAUUUGGAUAUCAUUGGACCCGGUCCAUUCGCUCAAGUUAUAGCCGAUUCUAGCAAGAAGCGUCUAAUAACGCUUGGCAAACCGGGCAAAGACUUAGCUGAGAUGCUCGUAAAAGAUUUUAAGAUCGAAAAUACGAAACGCGUGCUGAUGAUUGGCGAUAUGUUGGAACAAGAUGUGGGCUUCGGCAAGGAAUGCGGUUUCCAAACGAUGGUCGUGUUGAGUGGUGGUUGCAAGCUAGGAGAUUGGGAAAGAGAAACUAAUUUAGCCAACAUUCCCGACUACUAUGCGGAUAGCGCUGCGGAUUUUAUUGAACUUAUGAACGAUGUGAAUAAAUCGAAUAUGUAACGAUUCGUCCACAA
Messenger RNA from Anastrepha obliqua, 1133 nucleotides. Its product is annotated as chronophin. NCBI's taxonomy places the organism in Eukaryota, Metazoa, Arthropoda, Insecta, Diptera, Tephritidae. The transcript is spliced from 5 exons. Gene Ontology annotation, molecular function: phosphatase activity. Gene Ontology annotation, cellular component: cytoplasm. The record is from RefSeq and is a predicted model, not a curated record. Bases 169 to 1119 code for a protein of 316 amino acids.